This is a messenger RNA of Melampsora larici-populina 98AG31, 1176 nucleotides long. RefSeq lists its product as uncharacterized. The coding region runs from base 1 to 1176 and encodes 391 amino acids. The record is from RefSeq and is a predicted model, not a curated record. Lineage: Eukaryota; Fungi; Basidiomycota; Pucciniomycetes; Pucciniales; Melampsoraceae. The transcript has 7 exons.
AUGUUAAUGCUGACGCUCCUCGGCGUGGAACUAACAAUGAUGACAAUGAUGAUGCUGUACUAUCCCUUAGCACUCAUCCAGUCGCUACUGGACGACUUUCCUGAUCUGCGCGUCGGCAUCUUGUACGACAUUGGUUGCCAACUCAACAAACACAUCACCAAAGCUCAGUGGGAGUCGGAAAGACAUCAUAACCUCACCACCGCAAUAGACGUCAACAUUCGCCAAAAGCUUGAGCUGGGAAGGCUGCUAUGUCUUGAAGAUCGCAUGUAUCGUGUCUGGGAUGAAGAUACUCUACUCGAGCUCAGGGCGUUUGAUCGUCUAGACCGAUUCCAGGACUUGGCCACUCAGAUCGCCGAGCAGCGGAGGAAGGUUUGGUUUGCCAAAACUGAGGUUCGAAGACAUUUCCUGGCUUUGAGGGCGGAACAGUGGCCGUUGGAUCCUGAAAAUAAAGUUGGGGGUAGUUCAAGGCUUGGUACGCACAAGAAAGAGAGGAUCAUGGGAGCUAUCGCAAGAAGGACACGCACUAUGAAAAAGACGCUCAAUAACUAUAACGACCUUGCUCGUGCCUUUGCAGAGCAGAACCCCGACCAGCCUGCUUCGCCCGAGGUCGAAUAUGUCAAUUUAAUUAGUAUGGAGCCCGACGAUCCCUUCUGGAGCAACGGACUAGUACAGGACUUAAAUCAACCCACCCAGCUCCUUCAACCUUUCCUCUCUAACAAAUCUCUCGACUCAUUAUCGAUUGGCGGGAAAGUUGAAGUUGCCAAAGGACUCCUUCACAACACCUUCGUGAGGAUUAGCACUUUGACUCUCCAUUGGGAUUCAAAAGCAAUGUCAGUGAUGAUGCUAACACCAGCUCAGAUAGGUGAUCUGGCGCUCAUGACGCUAUGGAAAUCACAAGUAUGUAGAAUUAAUGAUUUGCGCUCAAAAGAUUGUGCGUCAAUAAAACUAGGUGAUUUUGAAAACCUAUUUGGACCAGUUAAUCAAAUGCAAGAAGAUCCGCCUCAAAAUAGACUACUCGUAAUCGAAGAAGGUGGUGAGGAGGAGGAGGAGGAGGAACUAUGGCAUAUUGGGAUAGAAGAAGAAUGGGAGAAUCGAAUUAAUGAAGGCAUGCUGAUCAACAUGAUGGCCAAUGUAGGAUUAGAACGUGAUAUUCCUCCACCUAUAUUAGUCUAUUGA